AUGCAAUUUUCCAAUGUCAUUAUAGCUUUAGCCGCUUCCGCAUCAGUUGUAUCUGCUGCUAACGCUACUGCUAACGAUACUACUGCAUCAAACGUUACUACUCAAACUACUUCGAACGCUGGUGCUGCAUUUGUAGGCACUGGUGCUGGAGGAACAGGUGCUUUUGCUGCCGCUGCUGCUGCCGGUAUGGUUGCCUUGUUGUUUUAA
Lodderomyces elongisporus is the source of this 207-nucleotide messenger RNA. RefSeq lists its product as uncharacterized. The transcript has a single exon. Lineage: Eukaryota; Fungi; Ascomycota; Pichiomycetes; Serinales; Debaryomycetaceae. The record is from RefSeq and is a predicted model, not a curated record. Bases 1 to 207 code for a protein of 68 amino acids.